This is a messenger RNA of Balaenoptera musculus (blue whale), 817 nucleotides long. It is a transcript of the gene TMEM74B, whose product is annotated as transmembrane protein 74B. The transcript has 2 exons. The coding region runs from base 119 to 817 and encodes 232 amino acids. The record is from RefSeq and is a predicted model, not a curated record. Lineage: Eukaryota; Metazoa; Chordata; Mammalia; Artiodactyla; Balaenopteridae.
CGGGGAGGAGGCGCCCUCGCCGUUGCCCGGCGCCCUCGCCUCCCGCGUGGGGAGGCAGUGAGGGAGGCCCGGCACAGCUGCCAAGCGGCCAAGGGAUGAGCUGGGGCCCGCCUUCCCAAUGGCAUCUCCCCCUGGUCUGGAACUGAAGACACUGAGCAAUGGUCCCCAGGCCCCAAGGAGACCAGCUCCUCUGGGUCCAGCGGCCCCACGCAGGGAGGGUGUGGAGAAUGCCUGCUUCUUUGCGGAGGAGCACGAGACUCAUUUCCAGAACCCUGGGGAUGCCAGACUGUGCAGCUCCCCCAGCCCCCCUGAGGGCGUCCCCUCAUGGCCCCGAUCCCAGAGGGACGCCCUGUCCCUGCGUUCAGAAGAGGGGCCAGGCCUGGAGCCUGUGAGCCGCCCGGUGGAUUACGGCUUCGUUUCCGCUCUGGUUUUCCUGGUGAGCGGGAUCCUCCUGGUGGUGACUGCGUACGCCAUCCCCCGAGAGGCGCGUGUCAACCCGGACACAGUGUCAGCACGGGAGAUGGAACGACUAGAAAUGUACUAUGCGCGCCUGGGCUCACACCUGGACAAGUGCAUCAUUGCAGGCCUGGGGCUGCUCACAGUGGGCGGCAUGCUUUUGUCCGUGCUGCUGAUGGUCUCCCUGUGCAAGGGAGAGCUGUACCGCCGGCCGGACUUCGUCCCUGGCAGGGGCUCCAGGAAGACCUACGGCUCCAUUAACCUGCGCAUGAGACAGCUCAGUGGGGAUGGGAGCCAGGCCCUGGUGGAGAACGAAGUCGUCCAGGUCUCGGAGACCAGCCGCACCCUCCAGGGGUCUUAA